This is a messenger RNA of Penicillium paradoxum, 747 nucleotides long. Its product is annotated as putative exosome complex subunit Rrp46. Gene Ontology annotation, cellular component: nuclear exosome (RNase complex); cytoplasmic exosome (RNase complex); nucleolus. The transcript is spliced from 2 exons. Lineage: Eukaryota; Fungi; Ascomycota; Eurotiomycetes; Eurotiales; Aspergillaceae. Gene Ontology annotation, biological process: U4 snRNA 3'-end processing; rRNA catabolic process; poly(A)-dependent snoRNA 3'-end processing. The record is from RefSeq and is a predicted model, not a curated record. Bases 1 to 747 code for a protein of 248 amino acids.
AUGGUCGGUCCAACAGCAUCCCUCUCACAAUUGAACCGUUCCGAUGGUUCGGCGUCAUACAAAUGCCCGGCUACCGGCUACAGCAUUCUGGGUGCUGUCAACGCGCCCAUUGAGCUCCCAGCACGCCGCGACGCAUUGAAGCCCGAAGAAGCCACUGUUGAGGUCUUUGUCAAACCUGGUACGACUACUGCCGGCGUCGGCGAGAGAUACAUCGAAGGAGUUCUGCGGUCUGUGCUGGGGAAGGUGGUCCUCGGGCGGGAGAAGGGCUUCCCUCGUCGCGGCGUCGUCCUCACGUUAGCUAUUGUUGGUGGGGAGAACGUGGAACGUGGCGACUCUUACCUUACUCUGCUCCCGGCCCUCCUACACACUGCCUUGCUGGCUAUGGCAUCCGCCUCCGUUCCCCUAUCGAUGACACUCUCCGCGACCCUCCUCGGUGUAACCAAGUCUGGUGACAUUGUGCGGGACCCCUCUCCCGCUGCUGCGAAAGAUGCUGUGUCACUCCAUGUUUUUGCUAUCUCCUCGAAGAAUCACCUUUUGCUCAAUGAAAGCGAGGGUCGAUUUGAUUUUGAUACUUGGGAACUGGUCCGUGAGCGCGCACUUGCCAUUUGUCAAGGUACGACCACCAGCCCUGAGGGCGACGUUACCAUGGGCGAAGGAACGACCAACGCCAGUUUGAAUGGUUUCAUCCGGGAGACUGUGGAGGAUCAGGUCUACAGCGAUUACGCCUACAAGCUUGACUCUAUCUGA